AUGUCCGGUCUUGAGAUUGUCGCAGCUGUUUCUGCUGUCGUAUCAGCCUUCCAUGGUGGAUCAGAGCUGCUCAAACUUGUCAAGCAGAAACGCCGCGCUCGCAAAGCCCGCGAUCAAGCUCAACAAGAAUGGCAAGAAGAGCAACUGCAAGCUUCUUUGUUGGCAGGGGAGCAACAGAUUGACCUAAGGUGGAAACAAGAUCAGAGAGAGUUAGGCGACUAUGUUCGCGUAGGAGACGAUACCGCUCGAGAGCGCCUCUACCAUAUAGGAUUCAUGCUACAGGCUCAGAUCAUCAAUAGCUUACAGCAAGCUGCUACAAACGGGGUCUUGCCUCUCAAUUUACAUGUCUUACACGAAGCCUCGAUCACGAAACGGACAGAGACGUUAACGACAUUGGACGAAUUGAAACAGAGGAUAUACAUAGCAAGGCCUAUGGUGCGGCAAUUGUGGCCGCUUGGGGAAGAUCAUACGGGUGCAUCCGUGCGGACCGCACAAGUGCAUGAUUACGGCAGGAUCCACUCGCUAUCGGACAAUUAUCCUACCACAAGCUUCUUACCACACAUGGAUCCUGGAGAUACAGGAUAUACUUUGGCCGACUAUUGCGGGAGCAAGACUACUAGAGAUACGUCUAGCGGCUCUCGAUCGGCCUACACACCUGCACAAACUGCAGAUCCAAAUUUCAGUUUAGCUUUGGAUGGACUCCGCCCUGGAGACCGUGCAUCUAUUCUGAGAGACAUUCAACAUAUAAUAAGCUCUUACCAAGGACUGGGUAUUGAGAACGAACAAAGACCACCAGAAGGCCAUGCGCAUAGCGGAGGUCAUCCUGCCCGACGCGAUACCCUGACCAUGCUCAAUGACAGAGAAUUCUAUGACGAAGCAAUGAAAGAGAAGGACCGAAGCGUACCCCGACGUCCCCAUGGCCCGUUACUUAACCAAUCCUCACAGAUAAACAAUCAGUAUCCCCAGACACAAACGCAAACGCUGCAUCCUCGAUGGUCAGAUGCCUCUAGCUCAGCGCAGUCGAAUGCGGCUUCUCUCGGUCGCAACAGCUCUAAUUCAUCGCAAGGUGACCAUGUCCGUCCUCCAGUGUCAUCAUACGAUCAACACGAUGAGAUCUAUAAAAGUCCACCGUAUACCUCUCCCUACGCAACUGCAGAAGACAGAUAUACACCCUCGCCUAUCGCACCACUGGCACCCUUACGUCCUCAAACUAAUGCGCCAUCGACUAGUUCUCCCAAGAAUGACGUGAGUGCACCAACAAGUAUGCCAUGGCCCCACCAGGAUUCUCCCCCUCCGCUGCAGUCUAUGUCACCAGUACAAUAUAACCCAAUACAGCCAUACAGUGUGCCAAUUGAAAAGGACGCUGUGGAAAUUAGUAAAUCAACGCAUCCUCAGUAUUACGUGACGCCUCCAACAGAACGUGGUACAUCCAGUUUACGCAGUAACAGCGAUUGCCAAACUACUGCGUACGUUCCCCCAACUGUAGCUUCUCCUUCUUCGGUGCUAGGGUCUACAGCUGUCUUCCGCCCUCGACACGCCAGCAUCACGCCCUCUGUCGCUUCGACCGACAGUAGUAGCUCUGCCCCGAUCGGUAUCCUUCCAGGUCACCGUAUGCGCAGCAGCAUCAGAUCCGAUACUAUACAGGGCGGACCUGCAGGCGGAGAAAGAAUGAUGAACGGGCGCCCGAAUAAGGAUAACGAUUACUGGGGGUUUUGUAAAGGUGCCUGGGCUGUAAGAGAGGACCCUAAGAAGGGCAUCAGCGUUCGUACCCAGCCCUUGGGUUACUAUAAUACGAGACAAAUCUGGGGCUGCAAGUCAUGCACGUUCACAGGCGACGUCUUCACUGCACCGCAUCCCACCAAGAAGAACAAGACUGUCGAAAUUGUCGAUCCGCGAGUCAAGAUCUCGAUGUCGGGAAUACGCUAUCGAUGGAUAUUUCUCGCUAAAUCCCACGUCAAGAAGAAAGCAUCAGACCCUACCUCGAACGACGACAACUUUGGCUGCGUACUUUGCCUGGCACAGGACAAGGUAACGGGGGUUUAUGGCGGAGUGGAAACACUCAUGAAUCAUAUCGCGCUGACGCAUGUGGCGGACAUGAGCGAGCAGACACGGAAGAAAGUCAACUGUAUCUUGGGCAGAGUGGCAAAGUGUGAUGAGGAGUUCGACAUCAACAUACCAAUUUUUAAAGAGACGGAGCUUGCCGGUUGA
Messenger RNA from Alternaria arborescens, 2208 nucleotides. RefSeq lists its product as hypothetical. The transcript is spliced from 5 exons. The record is from RefSeq and is a predicted model, not a curated record. NCBI's taxonomy places the organism in Eukaryota, Fungi, Ascomycota, Dothideomycetes, Pleosporales, Pleosporaceae. Bases 1 to 2208 code for a protein of 735 amino acids.